UAAUAGCCGGCUAUACACAGAGUUUCGAGGAAUGUGACUAGAAUGUAAACAGUAGUGAUCAGGUGCUAGCUAACUGUGGUUAACGUUGGCGGAAUCUGACAUUGGUGCUGUUGUCGCUGAAUCGCACACAACUACGGCCUCAAGAUAGAUGCUUUGGGUUCAGAUGGUGCCUUUUUACUGAUCCCUUAUGCGCCGUCUCCUUCUUGUCGUUUGAUUGCAUACAUGAUUAAAACGCUGUCACCAUGACCAAAGACAUCGUUGUUGGUGAUGAAUUGCCAGACUGGGUGGGGGCCAAGGAGUUUUACCAGAAAUAUGACCCUAAAGAGGUGAUUGGCAGAGGUGUGAGCAGCGUAGUGCGCAGGUGCGUGCACCGACACACAGGUCAGGAGCUGGCAGUUAAGAUUAUUGAGAUCACGGCGGAGAAGAUGACGGUCCAGCAGCUGGAGGAGGUGAAAUCCUCCACCCUGAAAGAGAUACAAGUGCUCAACAUGGUGAAGGGACACUCCUCCAUCAUCACUCUCAUUGAUUCCUACGAAUCCACAACUUUCAUAUUUUUGGUGUUUGACCUCAUGAGACGAGGAGAGCUGUUUGACUACCUCACAGAAAAAGUUACUUUGAACGAGAAGGAAACUAGGAGUAUGAUGCGAGCUCUGCUGGAGGCCGUGCAAUACCUCCACUCACUCAACAUCGUGCACCGGGAUCUGAAACCUGAGAACGUUCUCCUGGAUGAUGAAGGGCACAUCAAACUGUCUGACUUUGGUUUCUCAGUGCAGCUGCAGCCUUGGGAGAAGCUUCGAGAGCUUUGUGGAACACCUGGUUAUUUGGCCCCCGAAAUACUGAAAUGUUCCAUGGAUGAAAUGCACCCGGGCUAUGGAAAGGAGGUCGACCUCUGGGCGUGUGGAGUCAUCCUCUUCACCUUGCUGGCCGGCUCGCCUCCGUUCUGGCACCGCAAGCAGAUGCUGAUGCUCAGGAUGAUCAUGGAGGGUCGCUAUCAGUUCACCUCCCCAGAGUGGGAUGACAGAUCUGACACUGUGAAAGAUCUGAUCUCCAGACUGUUGGUGGUGGACCCAGCUGUCCGUCUCACUGCCGAGCAAGCUUUAGCCCAUCCAUUCUUUAGACAGUACCAGAAAGAGGAUGUGCGUCUCUUCAGUCCCAGAAAGAGUUUUAGGGUCUUGAUAGUGAGCGUGCUUGCCUGUAUUAGGAUGUACAGCCGUUACCGCAGGGUUCGCCCACUAACCCGAGAGGUACUCGCCAGAGAUCCGUAUUCCUUGCGCGGCGUCCGCAAGCUCAUCGACGGCUGCGCCUUCCGCAUCUAUGGGCACUGGGUGAAGAAAGGGGAACAACAGAAUCGAGCGGCUCUCUUUCAGAACACGGCUAAGAUCAUGCUGCUGGAUCUGGAGGACUUUGAAACAUAAAAAGGUCAACCUCAUAACGAAACACUGUAAUUUAUAUUUAACCGUCUGCAUGUCCUGUCAGUGUUUGUCUUGUCAAUUGACUGUUUAAUUCUAAGAUGAGGAAUUCAGGGAUCUAGAUGUUUGUGUGCCUUAACGUGCACCCUGGCUCUGCAAGUCUACGAUAAGCACGCACAGCUUCUUGUUCCUUAUCUGUGUUUUAAUGCAAGAUUGUGGCUAUCUGAAACUCUUUUUGUCAGGUCAUCAAGUUUGCAGUGCACUUUGCAAUAGAGGACACAUUGCACAAUCAUUUGCUAAAAAUCCAGUAUAGAGGUCCAUGAUGUAUAUUAAGGUUGAUCAUCCGUUAAAACUAAGGAGAGUUUUUUUUAAGCACUGUUUGGGUGAAGUGGAAAUUAAAGCACUGUGAUUAGUUAUUUAAACAUACUUGUAUUAAAGGUUAGUGUUACACAUAUUCCAGUACAGGGAGACACAUGUGAAACAUUAUUAUUGUUAAUAGUGUUUAUGGUAGAGGAUCCUGUAUGCAUGCAAACAUUCCUCUAUAGGGAACCCACUCAUACUAACUGUGAAGAUUUUUUGCAGCUGUAUUUUAAAUUAACCACCAUUCCUUAUUCAGUUCAUUGUUAUGUCUCGUACGGAGCACUUUUUCUUAAAGUGUCAGUUUAAGAGAAGUACAAAUGCAGAUUUAUGUUGUACUGUGUAAAACAACUUUUUAUUGACAAUUAAACCUAUGUUUGAAUUGUC
Messenger RNA from Mugil cephalus (flathead mullet), 2153 nucleotides. It is a transcript of the gene phkg2, whose product is annotated as phosphorylase kinase, gamma 2 (testis). Gene Ontology annotation, cellular component: phosphorylase kinase complex. The coding region runs from base 243 to 1415 and encodes 390 amino acids. The record is from RefSeq and is a predicted model, not a curated record. Lineage: Eukaryota; Metazoa; Chordata; Actinopteri; Mugiliformes; Mugilidae. Gene Ontology annotation, molecular function: phosphorylase kinase activity; calmodulin binding; ATP binding. Gene Ontology annotation, biological process: glycogen biosynthetic process; protein phosphorylation. The transcript is spliced from 10 exons.